UGAUGCGCGAGCUGACCACAGACAGUGGGUUUUGUCACACUCUGUGCUUUAUCCUCACUCGUCCAGGCUGAUCCCUCCCCCGCCAGGACUGUGGGUGGUCCGACUGUCGCAGUGAUGGGUUUCCCUCAAAAGGUCUGACUGUGCCAGCCCAGUGCUCUUCUCCGGGCAUUGGAAUAUUCCCACCUUGGCUCGUCCUCGUUAACCGGCGAGAUCCGUGUACUGGAGAGGGAAGGCCGCUGCAUCUGUGCAGGAUACGGCUACAGAAAAGCCUGUUUCUCAUCAUGGGUUUCCUGGAAUCAAUAUGGCGGCCGAUUAUCGUCGUUGCGCUGCUUUGCGCCGGAAUGGUGCACGCCCACACAGUCAUCGUCUAUCCAGGCUAUCGAGGAAACAAUCUUCACUCCAACGGUACUGUUGAGCAGACAAACGGAUUGGGUUCUGCUUGGGAGAAUAACUCGUACCUCUACCCCUACGGAAUGCAAUGGAUGUAUCCAUGCGGUGGUAUGCCAACGACAACGAAUCGGACCAAGUGGCCCGUGAAGGGGGGGGCUGUUUCCGUUCAACCUGGCUGGUUCCAAGGGCACUCGAAAGCAUUCUUCUACAUCAACAUGGGAUUGGGGACGGAUCCUCCGAACAUGAGCCUUCCAAUGGUGCCUGUCUUCCAGAUCAUCGGCCCGACGAACGAGCCUUACCCAGGCACCUUUUGUCUCCCUCAAGUACCGUUGCCAUCCGGUGUGUCUGUGAAUGUGGGCGACCAUGCGACAAUCCAGGUUGUUGAAGCUUCAAAGAGUGGGGCUGCUCUUUACAAUUGUGUGGACAUCGAAUUCGCCGAACCGGAAGACGUGGACGAAGUGACGAGGGAUAAUUGCUUUAACUCGUCAGAUAUAUCCUUUGACACUAUCUUCACGACAUCUUCUCUUUCGGGUGCGACUAGGCCGCUACGAGUUACGAAGCAGAGCGUCCUUUCGGCUGUGCCGUUACUUGUAGUAGGGCUUUUCGGGUUUGUGAUUUAGAUACCUAUUCUUUUUUUGUCCUCUCCCUCAUUGUUUCCUUUUUUUUUUUUUUUUUUUUUUU
Messenger RNA from Monascus purpureus, 1071 nucleotides. NCBI's taxonomy places the organism in Eukaryota, Fungi, Ascomycota, Eurotiomycetes, Eurotiales, Aspergillaceae. The record is from the annotation of a GenBank genome assembly.